UUUUGUUUUCUUUUCCUCCACUGAAAAAGACCCCACCUUCCUCGCCGUUUAAAAUUUGCCCCUAAACACUUGCUCGCUGCUCACUUAACAGGGCAGACAGAGCAGCCAUGGAACCUAUAAUUACUUUCUUUUUUCUUUUCUUACUGGUAGAUAUAUCGAGUGCAUCGGCAGACCAUGGCUCAUCAUCAUCAGGUCGCACCAGCAUCAUCUUCGCUACACUGGGAAGCAGAUCGAGUAACGCUUUUGAUAUCUUCGCUCUCCCUACUACUACCCCACCUGACUCAUCAAACGAAAUCCAAAUAACCGACGGUAAAUCCUUAAAUUUCAAUGGUCACUUUCCUUCACCCACCUCUCUCGUCUCUCUUUUUCCCAACCAAACUCUAAUUCAUUCCUCUGCCCACCAAAACUCCGCCUCUAUCACCGUCAUCUACGUCACUGAACGGGGCGGAUCAUCAACUAUCUACCUGGACGUACUUUCCUAUGAUACUGCGCGUAGCGCCAGAUCAAGGUCAGCUCUUGAAACUCCUCCCCGCGUUCAAAUCCCAUUGCUGAAGGGCAAUAAUGUUGGAGUUUCGUUUAAGGAUAAGCCAACUAUUAAUGGAAAUUAUUUAGUUUAUCUGUCAACUCAUGAAGACGCAGGUAAGCCACGAGCCAGUUGGGCUGCUGUGUACUCAACCGAGUUGAACACCGGGUUGACUCGUCGUCUCACUCCGUAUGGAGUCGCCGAUUUUAGUCCUGCGGUGUCUCCUUCAGGGGUUUAUACUGCUGUGGCAUCUUAUGGAGAAGCGGGAUGGAAAGGUGAAGUUGAAUUAUUGAGUACUGAUAUCUAUAUCUUCUUGACCCGUAACGGAACUCGCCGAGUUAAAAUUAUUGAAAACGGAGGUUGGCCGAGUUGGGUUGACGAUUCAACACUCUAUUUUCACAGAAGUAGCGAAAAAGACGGUUGGAUAAGUGUUUACAGAGCGACGCUACCGAGUCAUACUUCCCUAUCAACUGACUCAGUGAUUAUUGAACGAGUCACACCGCCCGGUGUCCACGCAUUCACUCCAGCUACUUCUCCAGGUAAUAAAAAAUUCAUAGCAGUAGCUACAAGAAGACCCAAUUCAGAUUAUAGGCAUAUAGAGCUAUUUGACCUUGCUAAGAACGAGUUUGUUGAGUUAACUCGUUUGGUAUCGCCCCAAACUCAUCAUUAUAACCCGUUUAUCUCACCUGACGCUGCCCGAGUUGGCUACCAUAGAUGUAGAGGUGCUUCCAAUGAUAAAAAGAGCAGUACCCAAUUCAUGUUAGAGAAUAUAAAGAGUCCAGUAGCUGAGAUUUCGCUAUUUAGAAUUGAUGGGUCGUUUCCUUCUUGGUCACCUGGUGGUGAUCGUAUUGCUUUCGUUGAAUUUCCGGGUGUUUAUGUUGUAAACCGGGACGGUACGGACCGGCGCCAGGUUUAUCCCGGGAAUGCAUUUGGGACAACUUGGGACCCGGUUCGUCCUGGGGUUGUGUACUCCAGUGCUGGUCCUGAAUUUGCUAGUGAGAGUACUGAGGUUGAUAUAAUCUCAAUUAAUGUUGAUCAAGUGGGCAGCUUUAAAAAGUUGACUACUAAUGGUAAAAAUAAUGCAUUUCCUGCUGUUUCACCCGAUGGGAAAUGGAUUGUUUUCCGAUCGGGUCGCUCCGGUUAUAAGAACUUGUAUAUAAUGGAUGCGGUUGAAGGGGAGAAAGGCGGACUCUAUAGGUUGACGGAGGGUCCAUGGGGCGAUACAAUGUGCAGUUGGUCAAUAGAUGGUGAAUGGAUAGCGUUUGCUUCAGAUCGGGAGAAUCCGGGUUCUGCCAGCUUUGAAUUGUUUCUGAUCCACCCGAAUGGAACAGGGCUGAAAAGAUUGGUUAAAAGCGGGUUGGGUGGAAGAACAAACCACCCGUAUUUUAGCCCUGAUGGGAAGAGUAUAGUAUUUACUACAGAUUAUGGUGGAAUAUCAGCAGAGCCAAUCUCAAACCCACAUCACUUUCAACCUUAUGGAGAGAUCUACACUGUUAAAUUGGACGGUUCUGAUUUAAAAAGGUUGACACACAAUUCAUUUGAGGAUGGGACCCCUGCAUGGGGUCCUGCAUAUAUUGAGCCAGUAGAUUUGGAGUGGCCAAAAUAUGGACCGCAGUGUUCAUUUGAUGACUGCCAUUGGCUCAGUGAAAUACCUAAGCAUAGUGUUGGGUUUAAACUGUUGGAGUCGAGAAAUCCUCAAUGUCGUGCAUAAGUUAGUUUUAUUUUGUGUGGCGUAACACCUGUUGUAAUUAUAUGCUCUCUCUCUCUCUCUCUCUUUAUGUAAAGAUUAAUAAACUGAAAAGUAAUAUGAUCAAUGAAAUGUUAAUUCUGAGAUUGUGUUC
Molecule: messenger RNA, 2364 nt
Organism: Ricinus communis (castor bean)
Lineage: Eukaryota; Viridiplantae; Streptophyta; Magnoliopsida; Malpighiales; Euphorbiaceae
Exons: 1
Coding region: 108-2234 (708 amino acids)
Source: RefSeq, a predicted model, not a curated record